Puntigrus tetrazona (Sumatra barb) is the source of this 2508-nucleotide messenger RNA. RefSeq names its product PYD and CARD domain containing. Gene Ontology annotation, biological process: regulation of apoptotic process. The transcript is spliced from 5 exons. Lineage: Eukaryota; Metazoa; Chordata; Actinopteri; Cypriniformes; Cyprinidae. Bases 242 to 964 code for a protein of 240 amino acids. The record is from RefSeq and is a predicted model, not a curated record.
CUAAACCCCACCUCGUUUAUGUGUGGCAACAAAGCGUUACAAUUUUAUAAUAGUAAUAUCAAUUAUAAGUAUUAGAUUAUAAUCUGAAAUCGUGCGUUACCCACAAAAAUGGCAGAAAACAAACAAGAAGAGCAGCUGGACUUAUGCGAAGAGGCCAGGUUUGUGGAGGAAAACUCUGCAAAACUUAUUCAAGGGGGUUACUUCGGUGAUUCCAAUAGCAGAUGAACUGCGCAGCAAGGGCAUGAUGCACAACGAAAAAUAUGCAGAGAUCAAAAAGGAAAGAACAGAUCAAGAUCGAAUGAGAAAGCUCCUUGAAUCUUUAACUACCAGAGAAGUCAAAAAGGCCUUUUAUUAUUUGCUGGAAGAAAAUGAAGAACACCUCUUCAAAGAACUGGGUGGUGUCAGCAGGAAACGCAAGCUUUCUGAUCCUGAAUGCUCAGUGCCAUGUAAAAGACUUAAUACUGGGAUUAAUCAACAAGACAACCAUAACAUUGCUGGAAAUUCUGCAGCAUUACCAGCAAACAUAAACACUGUAAACAGAAUAUCAAUUGAACAAAGAUCUCUUCACAACAUGAGCCAUAUUAACAUCAUAAAUAAAACAGAAAGAAAACCCCAUGUACCAAAGAAAGAGAAGAAAACCAUCACAUCCAAGAAGGAGAAAAAGCCUCUCGCAAUAAAGAAAGAGAAGAAAACUCCUGCACCCAAGAAGGAGAAAAGGCCUCCUGCAAUAAAGAAAGAGAAGAAAACUCCUGCACCCAAGAAGAAAAAAACCACUGCACCCAAGAAGAAGAGUCCCGCACACAAGAUUAAGAAAACCCCUGCACCCAAGAAGAAGAAGACCCCUGCACCCAAGAAGAAGAAGACUCCCGUACACAAGAUUAAGAAAACCCCCGCACCCAAGAAGAAAACCCCUGCACCCAAGAAGAAGAAGACCCCGACACCCAAGAAGAAGACCAAUGUUUGAGUUCAUUUAAAAAUUAGAACAGGUCCAUCUCAGUAUGUGUUGCAUCCCUUGCUAUGGUUGUGCUGUUACUAUUUUUUUUUUUUAUAAAGAAAUUUGUUAAGAAUAUGAAUAUAAACCACCCCCAUAAAUAUCCAUUAGCCCCCUCACACAACAGUUUAGUUUAUUUUGUUAGGCCUGGAUGGGGACAGUGUGGACUUAUUUUGGCAUGCUCCCAAUAACCAUUACAUAUGAUCCAUUUUCCUGUAGAGCAGAACCUGAUUUUGAUGAGUUCUGCGUCUUCAUUGUGAUUAGUCAAUCAGAUUUUUGUGAAGUUUAGGCUUCUAUCUGUCAUUUCCUCUGAUUUUAGAUAUUAGUUCAGGUGUAGGUAAGCUAUGGUUUAGGUGUAGAGAUCUGGUCAAUUACGUACUAUUUUUUUGGAAAUGUUCUUCCAGGGUCAACAAAAUAUGUCAGAACUUGCUAAUAGGUGACUAAACUCAUGGUUAUUAAAAGAAAUAUUGACUGUUACUUUUACUUCAAACAGGGCUGCCAGAUUUUGAGUUUUUUCUCUCUCUCUUUAAACUGAACAAACCACAUAUACUUGUGGAUCAAGCAGAAGGAGGGCAACUCCUACCCUUAUGUCAAGGGGACACUCAUUUUACAGAGGACUAUUCAGAACUGGUUCCCUGGAUUGAGGGCAUAUUAAAGAUGUGCUUCUUAAGCAGGCUAGAUACUCACCUCCUCCAAUCAGAACCCAAAGAAAAUUCCAGUUGCUCAAUACACUGGAUAUUCAUUGUGUCUGAGCGGGUCCUCCCUAACAGAGGAGUAGGUUCAGGAGGAUGCCUACUUGACUCUUCUGUGCUCAUUCCUGAGUUAAUGUCAGUUGCCUUGAAGCCCAAGCCGGAACUGGCAUUGGAGGAAUUACUGAUUGACCUGUUUGCCAAAGAACCAAAAAAGUAGCAAAUAACCAACGUAGUUGUGUUCGGGUUGUCCAAUAGGAAAGUGUGUUCAAUGUAGGUAUGCUAACGCAAGCCAAUGACUGUUGAGCUUAAUGUUGCGUUGUGGCGUGAGUCACGUAAUAAGGAAGAACUUAUCGCACAUGGUGUGAGUGUGUGUUUCCGCAAUCUGUCGUCGGGAAAAGUUCAUAAUUAGUUCGGAGAACGGUUCAUAAUUCACUCAUGCCGCGUGUGACACUGGCCUAGCGGCCAUAUAAACGGUUAAACUCUGGAAGUCUCUUCGUGAAUCGACCGAACUUCUUGGUGCGUGAGGGACUGAGGCGACUUGUGUGCUUCGUCGCGGGGAGUGGAUCAGUUGUUCAUCGUGUUUUCCCGACGUAUCGUGACAGGACGUGGAGUGCUUAAGGAACAUAGGAUUGUUUCACAAAUUCUCAUCGGAAGAACGUAAGUGCCUUGUUCCCGUAAAGGAAUCGCUUGUUUUAAGUGCACCAACGAACUGGGCCCCAACGUGUACGAUCGAUCAAACAUUUCACUAUUUGACUGUUUUGCAUAUGGUUUGAGUUAAUUUGCAUAUUUGUAACACAAUAAAUCUUUGUUAUUCUUUUUUCUUUA